UGUCAAUGCAUUGGUCAUACAUACGAAGCCUUGUCCUACUUUAAGCCAGCUGCAACACGACCUUAUCUCCUGAUUUUUUACCUUAUCAAUUACGUUCCAUAUACAUUAUUUAAAUAUAUAUGAAACGCAGUUUCGCUUUCCCCACCUUUCCUUGUUACAAUUCUGAUCAAUUCAUUAUCGUUACUCGAAUCAAAGUUAACACUAGAAGUAGAAGAAAGUAAAAUCUUGAAGUAUAAGUAUAAGUAAGAGAGGACUUUGAGUUUGAGAUUUCUUCAAUCGUUGUCAGAUCUACCCGAGUCGUGAAAUCUUGUCACUAUGCCACGAAUUAUUGAGUGUGUUCCAAACUUCUCAGAGGGUAGAAACAAGGAGGUUUGAGUUAUAUUAUAUGAUAUUGAUAUGCAAAUAUGCUUACUUCUUAAGUUGUAGUGUACUGUUGACCCUGUUACUGUUGUGUGAAAUGCAGUGUAAUAAAAUAACAAAAAUUAAUCUUGAUACAGCCACUAAUUAUUUAAUUAAUGUAGACAGGGACAGGGGUAUCAAUGGGGUAACCAAGUGCGGUAAACUCACGAUAUCACCCCUCGGCCCCUGAAAACUUUCUCAAUGGACCUCCUCCCAGUCUUCCUGUGCCAGACCAUGGACAAUCCCUUUCUUUAUUAUAAAUAAUAUAGUAAUAUCUGUAAAUUCUGAAAAAUAUUUGGUCCGGUGAUAGACAAUGAUAGAUGGAGAAUCUGUACAAACCAAGAGAUACAUAAAUUGUUUGAAAACUCACCUAUGGCCAUGGUCACAACAAUUUAAAAGGUUCAUUCUGCGCUGGACAGAAAACAGGGAGCGGAUGUCGAAUUGUGAUCUACCGGCAGAAACCUAGGGGCAGACGGCUCACUGGUUGACCAAGACUAGAUGGAUUGACGAUGUAAAGAAGGACUUACAUCUGUUGGGGGUCUGGGCAUUGAGGCGGAAAGCCAUGGAUCGAUGCAAAUGGAAGGAUGUGGUGUAGGCCAGGCCCCUACAUGGGCCACUGAUGAUGAUGAUGAUAAUUUCUCUUUACAUUAUUAAAGUUGAAUAAGACAUAAGUCAAACAAAACAGUUUAAGAUAGCAGUGUGUGACUAAGUAAGUGCUGCAAAGAAGUCAUGUUACUUUUUAUCUUGACAGAAAAAGUUAGUUAACAUCCCUCACCUUAAAAAUUUCAAUUUAAUAAGUCGCAAGGUCAGGAAGCAUUGACUGACCAAAGCUGAUCUCAGUAAGUUCUGUGUUAGCUUCAGUUAUGACAAGCUCAUCUCACAUGAAGCCACAGAAAAAAUAAUUGUAUGCUUUGUGCGAAGAUUAGGAGAGAUUGAAGAGUCACAUUCAGCUUUUAAUUUCAAGGUGUCAAAAAUUGGCUAGAGUUGGUCUUCUUGGAGAACAAUAUCUUCUACUUUCAGCCGCCUUGGUAUUUCCAUUAAAAGCUCGCCUUCUGCUAAUUCAUAAUGGUCACUUUUUAAAUUGGCAGUGGUAACUUUUCAUCAGUGGUCAAUGGUUACCUAUUGCCUUGAUCACCCUCAAACAUAUCUGCUUCUUCCUUGAUGUCUCUUGCUCUGAUCUGGAGUUCUAAAUGAUACGAUCCAAUUGUUUUCUUACAGAGUGAGUCCAGUGUCUCUGAAUGCUCCUAUGAGCACCCUUCUCUUCUUGAAAUUUUAAAUUCCCUGCCACUACCAAUAUCUAAUUUGGCUUGAUUUCACAGAUGCUUGUUUGUUUGCAUGGUAAAUAUUUGUCUGCACAUCUAUUACUGAUAAAGUCUUUGCAAUUCUACCAUAGUCACUAAUUUUUCAAGAGUUAAGCCCUUAUUCUGCAGUUAUUACCUAUCUAAGAUUAACUUCCUGAACCAUAGGUCCAAAAGUAAAGGUAGCAGAGAAACUUGAGAUCACAGACUCUGUGCUGUAUCUCUUGUAUCUAAAUUUUCCAGUUAACUGUGCUAAAUGAGAUUCUUAAAAAUACCACUAGUGUAUUUGGAGCGUAGCAUUUUCUUUUGUUUUAGGGAAAAAGUCUCAAUUUAAAUAAGGUGCAAUAAAUGUGCAUGAUGUAAAAGGAGUGGGACAUUAAAAUAUUAAUUAAGUUCCGGUACUUGAAAAAAUUGUGCGAUGACAUACGGGGGGAGAGUUAAGUGACUUGAAUGCAUGUUUGUUCAUUAUAUGUCUAAUAAAACUGAUCCUAUGAAAUAAUUAAUAUCUUUGGCCACUGAACUGCUUUGCAGCUUUUAGUUAUCCUGUACUUGCAUUGUUAUUGUUUGUAACUGUAAAAUUGUAGAUAUCAGCUUUUAGUUAUCCUGUACUUGCAUUGUUAUUAACUGUAAAAUUGUAGAUAUCAGCUUUUAGUUAUCCUGUACUUGCAUUAUUAUUGUUUGUAACUAAAAUUGUAGAUAUCAGCUUUUAGUUAUCCUGUACUUGCAUUAUUAUUGUUUGUAACUGUAAAAUUGUAGACUGUUUCAGCUUUUAGUUAUCUUGUACUUGCAUUGUUAUUGUUUGUAACUGUAAAAUUGUAGACUGUUUCAGCUUUUAGUUAUCUUUUACUUGCAUUGUUAUUGUUUGUAACUAAAAUUGUAGACUGUUUCAGCUUUUAGUUAUCCUGUACCUGCAUUGUUAUUGUUUAUAACUGUAAAAUUGUAAACUGUAUUUGGUUAAUUGAGGCGAUAGCUCAAUUUUGACAACACUUCAUACUGUCAGCUUGCUAUCACAUGGCUAUAAAAUAAUUUUUAAUAUCAACAUGUUCAUUGUUACAUAUUGAAAAUUUUAAUUUAGAUAUUAUUUGAUUAAUAUUAUACACGUCUACUUUAUACAAAAUAUGAUAAUCAAAAUUAAUAUUACUAACUGAACUGAUAACAGGUCAUUGAAGCAAUUGCAUCUGCUAUUGCCCAAACAGCCGGAUGCAGCCUACUUGAUGUUGACCCAGGCCAAUCCACCAACAGGACAGUUUACACCUUUGUUGGAAGCCCUGAUGCUGUCAUUGAAGGUGCCAUGAAUGCUGCUAGAGCCGCUCAUCAACUCAUUGAUAUGAGAUCUCAUCAAGGUAAUCUGAUAAGCUAAUGAUUAUGGGCCACUUAAUAUCCUUCUUCUCGACAAUUGUCUGAUUUUUCAGAUGUUUGUUCCAUUUAGAUUUGCAGCUUUUAAAAAAAAAAUUGGAUUCUCUUGAAAAUAUCAUUAUUCUUAAUAAAUCCCAACCUUAUGAGAUUUCAAAUAAUGAGAUAUUUACCUGACAGUUUGUUAAAAAAUGUCACCCUCAUUUCAUUGUUCAAUUUUUAACAUGAAAAUUCAAAAUAUUUUAUUUAGGGGAGCAUCCCAGAAUGGGUGCCUUGGAUGUUUGUCCAUUUGUGCCUGUUCAAGAUGUCACCAUGGAAGAUUGCAUCAAAUGUGCUAAAGAAUUUGGAAAUAGGCUUGCAACUGAGCUUGGUGUUCCAGGUAACAAAUUGUCUGACAUUAGGAGAACAUUCUUAUUUCAAAAUGCUUUUAAUAUGGUAUGAAUAAAUAAAUGGAAAUAUUUUUAUCCAUAUCCCUCCUUUAUGUAUAUUUGUUUAUGAAUAUUUAUUUCAAAAGUUCUCUUGUAUUAUCUGCAGUGUAUCUCUAUGGUGCUGCUUCGGAUGUUGAGUACAGGAAGACACUGCCACAGAUAAGGGCAGGAGAAUAUGAAGCAUUAUCUGAAAAGGUUGGUUUUAGUUGUUGUACAUCAAUCAUCUCAAAUAGAUGUUGAUGCGGUUGAUUUUAAUUGUUGCACAUCACACAUCUCAAAUAGAUGUUAUCGCAAGGUUGUUUUUAAUUGUUGUUAGUCAAUGAUCUCAAAUAGAUGUAAUGACAAAGUUGGUUUUAACUGUUGUGCCUCAGUCAUCUCAAGUAGAUGUUACCCACUUUAAAAACAAAAGAGGAAUCUUUUGUUUUAAAGAUGUAUAAGUAAAUGUGCACUAUACAUAGUCUGAAUGUUAAACUAUAGAUUUAGUUCUUGCGAGUGUGAAUGUUAAACUAUAGAUUUUGUUCUUGGGAGUGUGAAUGUUAAACUAUAGAUUUUGUUCUUGCGAGUGUGAAUGUUAAAUUAUAGAUUUUGUUCUUGUGAGUGUGAAUGUUAAACUAUAGAUUUUAAUCUUGCAGUGUCAAAAAUAAAACCCUUAAUGAAUGGCCUUACGAUGAUUUUCAACAGUGAUAUAGUUGAUUUUUUAAAUAUUUUUAAAUAUUGCUUUAGUUGAAAGAUCCACUGUGGAAACCUGAUUUUGGACUGCAAGAGUUUGUUCCUGAGUGGGGUGCAACUGCUGUAGGAGCAAGAAAAUUUCUUAUUGCUUACAAUAUCAAUCUACUUGCCACUAAGGAGCAAGCGCACAGGAUUGCCUUAAACAUAAGAGAAAAUGGUAGAGGGGAAAAUCAGGUAGGACAGUGGUUGCCUUCUAGCUUCAUGCAUUGCGUUGUCAAUAAAUCUCUGUUUGAACCAGAUUCCUGCCAUGAUCGUUUGAAAUAACCUUUAAAAAAAAUUUAAUUUCAGAAAAUAUGCAAUGCAGUGAAAUAAUAAUGUUAUCAUUUUAAUAAAAAAAGGUGUCAUCAAGGUCCCAAAAAUGUGUACGGCUUAUUGUAAAAAUAAAUAUUAUGUUCAUUCAAACAUAAAGGAUAUUGUCUAUAUAAAUGAUAAAUUUGUAUUACUAAAAUUUUAGCCUGGUAGGUUGAAAUGCGUCCAAGCCAUUGGCUGGUACUUAGAGGAGGCCAAUAUGGCGCAAGUAUCAGUGAACAUUACAGACUUUGAAGUAACAAGCAUACAUCAGGUGUAUGAAGAGUGUUUUAAGGAUGCCCAGGUAACUGAUUUUAAAAUUGUCUUUUAGUUUUAAUUUGCAUGACUAGGAUUUUAACUAUAAAAGUACCACAUAAUAGAAUGCUAGCUAUAACAAUUCAUUUGCUGCUGAAAUUUUGUGCAGAUUAUUUGAUAGCAUCUUUCGUAGCGACAAAUUUAAUAAAAAGUUAUAUUGCUGACAAAACAUUAAUCUGCCUCAAUUAUGGAUUUCAUUUCUCCUUUUCAGCUGUAUUUUCAAAGAUAUCACAGGUUAAAAUAAAAUUUUGUUCCCAUUCAUUAUUUGUUUAUAAUCCAAUUUUUUUAAAAAUUAAGUUAUAUUUUGGUUAUUAAUUUAAAUUUAUGGGUUAAUGAAAUAUAUUUUUAUUUAUAAAAUUAAUGACCUUUAAUGUGUAGCCUAUAUGCUUAUUUCUUAUUUUUAAUUUGUUUUCAUAUUUUUCUCUUGGUACAAAAAAAAAAUAAGGAAUGUUAUAAUUUUUUGUUAAAUUCCCUAUGAUUUGACUCAAACAAGAAGUGAAAUUAAUACGUAAUAAUCUAAUUAUAGUUUCAUUAUAUAAAGUUUCAAGAUUUUAGAUUUACAACUUUCAAUUAUUUUAUUAAAAUUUUUUUAAAGAAGUGUUGUUGUUUUUUUUAAUGGAAAAUAUCACAAAGCCUGUUAACCAAUAGUUGACCUGAGACAGUUCUUGUUCAGUUUUAGCUACAAGAACUUUCUUUCACAACCCCAAAUAAUGCACACAAUUUUUUAAGAAAGUUGCAUGGACAUAGAGAAGUUGGACAGUGAUUUAGAAAAGUCUCAUUUUACGAUGAACCUGAACAUUGACUAAUUUUUCCUUUUUAUCUGUGUCUUCUAUGGUGAUAGACUGCAUCUGAAAGAAAAUAUUACUAUGUAGGAAGGUUUUCAUUAAGGAUUUGCUGAUAAGCAUUGUGUUUGUAAUGUAUCUUUAAAUGUAUUCAAACUAAUCAUCUACUGAUUUUGCUUUCAAUUUAAGGAAUUAAAUAUUGCCAUUGUUGGAUCUCAAAUUGUUGGCCUUGUGCCUCAAAAGGCUUUGAUGGAUUCAGCUGAGUAUUAUAUGGAAAAAGAGCAUUUGUUUAUUUUAGAAGAGGAUCAGAAGUUGAGAUUGGUAAGCUUUCUAUUAGUUUAAGGUACAUAUAUUAAUGGGAUUUUUUUAUCACAAGAAUUCAUCCCAAUAACAUGUAAAUGUGCCUUAGAUAAUAAAACAGAAUUUUUUAUUUGAAAAAUCUUGAUGAUCCACAGGUCAUUAACAGACUUGGUCUGAAUUCAUUGGGCGGAUUUAAUCCAAAAGAGAGGAUUAUUGAGUAAGUUUAAUAUUAGAUACCUGAAUAUAUUUAACUAGCCUGACAAAAUACAGAAUUUUUUUUUUUCUAAGAUUAUUUGGUAAAAUAUAAAUGACGUAUCAUGCAGGUUUAUGACCCAGUCAGAGAGAGAUGGACCACUGGCCAGCAUGGAUGUUAAAGAUUUUAUCCUUACUGUGGGCUCAAGGUCUCCCACACCUGGUGGGGGCUCAGUGGCAGCUCUGUCAUCAUCUUUGGUAGGCCAGUGAUUAAACUUCUAUCUUUUGUUUAUCUGGUAACAAUGCUAAAGAAUUUCAGACACUGAUAGUUUAUUUAUCGACAUAGUAAUUUCAGCAUUGAUUAAUUUUAUGAAAAUCUAAUCUAGCAACAUAAUAAAACAACAUUUGUAUGCAUUUAAUUUAUGUUGUCAAUGUAGGGAGCUGCGCUUGGUUCCAUGGUUGGAUUCUUGACAUACGGCAAUAAAAAGUUUGCCCACCUUGAUGAGAAGAUGAGAAAAUUAAUCCCACCUUUAUAUAAGGGGAUGAAAGACCUCGUCCCUUUCAUUGACGCAGAUGCUGCCGCUUUUAGUGAGUACAUGGUAAGUUUGGACGGGAACAGAUUUAUUUCAAGUUCUUUUAAGAAAAUUGGUCAUUCGUUAUUUUUAGAGAAUUUCAUCAAAUAGAACAAAGAAUGAUAUUUAAUACAAAAAAAUACUGACAUUAUGAUAAAAUUUGUUGUUAAUAAUUUGAUCUUUCAGCUUGCUAUGAAACUGCCAAAGAAAACUGAUGCAGAAAAAAAGGAGUAAGUAUCAUAAUAUUGAAAUGAUAAUGCUUUGAAGAUUUAAUCUGUGUUAAUAUUUGACUCAUAUAAUAAACAGUACGUAAAAAGGGACUGAGAAAAACAGUAUGCAAAGAAAACAAUUUCAAAGCUAGUGAUAUCCACAGUAUUUAAUUUCAUUAUACAAUUACAUUUCUAUAAAAAUGCAAAUUCGAGGACAAAGGCAAAAAACUACAUCAACUUACAGCAAGGGAAAAAGGUACACCCCUCCAAAUACAAAUAUUAAUUUACACAUACAAUUAUAUAGCAUCUCAGAUAGCAGAAUCUCUCUCUCUCUCUCUCUCUCUCUCUCACUAUCUGCUAAGAAAGCAGGCAGCCUAUCUAUACAGGAAUAAAAUCAGAACGCUCUAGUACAGAAAUUAUAGAAAUUGCAUCACCUAAUAGCAUUCUUUAGAAUAAAUAGAACACAUUUGAAGAUAAACAACCUUGUCUUAGCCAAGAAAGGGGCGGGCAAGGAAGAAAUGACACAGUACAUUUUUGCGAUGUCGUCGUCAAUAUCAAGGUCAUACUAAGGGAAGAGAAUUUGGUGGUGACUAAAAAUAGCUCUACACAUAUGCUAUACUAGGCGAUACUAGAACAAGCGUAAUCAGCAUUUGAAAAACAACUAAAACUUGUUGUCCCUAGAUGCAACAAGGAUUCCUCAUCUAAACAAACCAUAAUUCCUCAUCUAAACAAACCAUCAUUCCUCCUCUAAACAAACCAUCAUUCCUCAUCUAAACAGUGAUUCGUAUUUCAUUAGGUCCAGAUAAAGACAACUUGUCUAGUUUUUAUUGAUGUGUACUUAUUUAGGUCCAGCUAGUAGUUUAGAGCUACUUUAUUAAAUGAAAUAAGAUGAUUUUGUCAUGUCAUCAAUAGGAGAGAUGAGGCCAUGAAAUAAGAUGAUUUUGUCAUGUCAUCAAUAGGAGAGAUGAGGCCAUGAAAUAAGAUGAUUUUGUCAUGUCAUCAAUAGGAGAGAUGAGGCCAUGAAAUAAGAUGAUUUUGUCAUGUCAUCAAUAGGAGAGAUGAGGCCAUGAAAUAAGAUGAUUUUGUCAUGUCAUCAAUAGGAGAGAUGAGGCCAUGAAAUAAGAUGAUUUUGUCAUGUCAUCAAUAGGAGAGAUGAGGCCAUGAAAUAAGAUAAUUUUGUCAUGUCAUCAAUAGGAGAGAUGAGGCCAUGAAGCAAGGGAUGUUAACUGCCGUUCAAGUGCCCAUGUGUGUUGCCCAAAUAGCUAACGAUAUGUGGCCUUAUCUUAAUGAACUGGCUAAGAUUGGAAACCUCAAUUGUAAAUCUGAUCUUCAGGUAAAUUAUACAAACAAGUAUUAAAUGGAAUAUGAAUUCCUUUCUGCUGAACGCAUAACCAGGCUACAGAAAUUUUAGAGUAUUUGCAAAUUCUAUUUAAUCUUAUUUUUUCACUUAAUUCUAUCUUUUUAUUCAGUGUAAUUACUGACAUAUUCUUAUAUUUACACAAGAUCUACUUCUCCCCAAAUUAUAAAUAAUGGAUAACUAUAAUUUUAAAUUUAAGAUAAGAUUCUUUAAUAGAUCCAAAUAAAUGGAAAUAUGUUUUCAUAACAUUGUUAAAAUUCAUUUUCAGAUAUAAAUAUUAUUUUUAUCAAAAAUAAAUAAAUGAAUUCGUUUUUGUAUAUAAUUAGUGUUUUUAAAUCAAACCAUUUAUUCUGUUGCUUACAUUGCUUUUACAGACAGGAGCAAGAAUUUUGGAGACUGGAGUUUGGGGUGCCUACUACAAUGUGAUGGCAAACCUUGGGCAGAUCAAUGAUCCUCAGUUUGUUUCUAAGGUACCCUCUUACCUAAUAGUAGUUCAUUUUUCUAAAUAAAUGAUUGGAUUUUGCAGAGUUUGCUGUGGAAAAAUCACAAGUUUGUUAAUCAAUUAUGGAACUUUUGAUUCCCCAUUCACCCAUAUAGAAAUCUUGUAUUGAAAAAAAAACUUUGUGGAUUUUAAAAAUGAAUUCUAUAACAAUAAAUAAAUUUUUAAAAUAUUAAAAAGUAUGAAUAAAUUUAUCAAUGAAUAAAAUUCAUUCUAAUGGAAUUAGAACCAUUAACAUCUAGGACAGAAAUUUCCCAUCUACCAGUAGUGUUUUUUUUUAAUGAGAAAAUAUGAUGCACUUUAAUUUUUUAACAUUUCUAAGUUUACUAGUGAUACAUUUUUCUUCUACUUCUUGACACUUUUAGAGCAAUUCUCAUCAUGUCUGGCUUUUAAUUCUCUCCUUCUCAAUGAUGCAAUUUACUUUGCGUGCUGGCAUAAUAUGAUAAUCAUACUUCGACUUCAUUAAUGCUCACGACUGCUUUUCAGUAGGAUAAACAUGGUUUUUCGCACUCUCCGAUGAUUUCAAAGCUAUUUGCUGUGAUUCUCUUUUUCAAACUCUUUCCUAUUGAUUUGUUUAAUUUAUGAGUUGCUGAAUAGGAAAAUUGUCUUCUCCAGGUGAGAGGGGAUAUUGAGCUGGCUGUGGCAAAAGCACAGAAGGAGAAAGAAGAGGUGCUGAAAAUCUUAGAGGAAAGGAAGGAAUAAAAUUUAUAGUAAACUUUUAACUCUGCUGCCAUCUUAGGCUUGCAAUGUUUUACACUGAAGCUAUCUUUUCUUCAGUUUAUUUUAAAUGCAGUCCUUUUUUGGGUAGCUUUCUUUGACUUGGACUUUUGUUUGUGUUCAAUUUGACCAUUCCAUUCUUAGUUCAUUAACAGCAAAUAAUUCAUACUUACUUUUCUAGAUGUGAAUACAGAUAAAUGAGAGCUGCGAUUUAAUGUUUUGUAUAGAGCACUUUUACAUGAUCUAUGCACUUGUUGAUCAGCGGCAGAAUAAUGUAAGCUUGUAAUGUGUUUAUUGUAGAUGUCCAAAGACUUUUUUUUUUUUACUUUUCAGUAUUAUGUGUUUCUAUGUACUGGUAUUAUUAAAGUAUUUUUGUUCAACAUCUGAAAUUACAUUUAACAUCACCUUAUUUACUUUACUAGAGGUCAACCCAAAUUAGGACAUACACUGGCAAUAUAGGUGGACUUAACAUGUUAUUUCUUACCACCAGUGCUUGGAAUGUCAUUGUCUCUCCAGUAAAAAUAUGACCCAAAAAAUACUUUCAUUAAAAAAAAUAAAAACACUGUUCCUUAUGUAGGCCAAAGACCAGGGUAUAUAUAUCAUUAUUCAUAAGUUGAGCUUUGGUUUGAAAUAUUUUACUAGCCACUACAUAGCACAGUCACAAUAUUAUCUUAUUUGAUGAACUAAUUCUUAGAAGAAUCAGAGAUAACCUUGUUAUGCAUAAUCAUCUUUUUGUCAUCCAAGAUGAGUUUCUGUUGUAUGCGUUACUUAUGAAAUUAUUAUGUCAGAUAAUUUAAAUACGGUACACCUAAUUAGAUUCUAGUAAACAACACCAGAACCACUGGUUCUAUUUGCAGAGGCUCUUUGUGACUUUCUGAGAUCACUGCCACUUUUUGGUCUUGAGCACGCUGCAUUCAAAGUUAAUAGUUUAAUUUUUUUCCACCUCACAGUGUUGUUGGCCCAUUCAUAAUUUGAGGGGGUGAAGGGCCUGCUCCACGGCGCUGGUUAUUUGGACCAACCCUCGGGCUGUCAUUAGUAGACUUGGGGGAAUAUAAAUAAACUAAGCAAGUUGUUCUACUCAAUGGUAUUGUACAUGCAUGACUAUGUUUUACUGACUGAUACUCUUGACAUAGUACACAAAAGACAAUGUGACAUAGUACACAAAAAAACCAUGGGACAUAGUACACAAAAGACCAUGUGACAUAGUACACAAAAAGACUAUGUUUCAUUGAUUGAUCAUAAUAACUGGUAUUAAUUAUAAUGUAACCAGUCAAAGAAUUCAAAAUUUGUUUUGCACCAACAGUAUUUCUUAAAUUGUCGGACACAUAAAAUAGUCCAUGCAAAGUAUUUUUUAAAUGCAAAUGACUGAAUGCCUGUCGUUAUUCCUACGAUUGCUCUUAUCAUAACAAUUAUUUUAGUUACUAUUUUUGUACAUCAAUCUAGUACAUUUCCUUAUUAGUGACUGUUCACUACUUUACACUGCCACUGUAUUUUGUGAAGACUAAUUUUGUAUUUCUGCUCAUUGAGUUUUAAGCUUAAUGUAGUAGCAAUUUGAGUUAUUAACAUUUUAAGAGCUAUUAAUAUUACAGUAAAUCAGACAGCGCUUCUGUUAAUCUCAUCAGAGCUCCAGGAUCUGUUACUGGCGUUAGUGGAACUCAUUUUUUAAUUUUAAUGUAACUUUUUUAAAAACAUGUUGACCACAUAUAGCAGUAUUUCCCAAACAUUUUUUCAUGGCCCAUUUCUUUUAUUCUUCUGCUUUAUGACCCACCAAAAUUAUUAUUGCGCAUGGCCUACAGGUGAUGUAAAACUGAUUUCAAUGUCCAAAGUUUAAAAAAAUGCAUUUCAUCUUGUAGUAUAUAAAGAACCCAGACCUGAUAAAUAGUUAAUGAAUGAUAAGUUGUUAAUGAUAAGUGUGAUACAAUUUUAUAUUUGGAGAAAAACGUGAUAAAAUUUUCUCGGAUGCCAAUUAGAAACCUUUGUCCCCAUUUCUCCCGUACAAAUCUGCUCCAUUUUAUGGGGCCUUUUGAUUUUACAUUCACCUUAGCUUGAUGGACAUUAUGCAGUCUUAAAACAACUUAACACCCUCCCCCCCUCCCCAUCGCCUUUACUAUCUUCCCCUGCAAACCUGGACAUUUCAUGUCAAUGGAACAAACCACCUACAUCCAAGUUGUCCCUCAACAGAAAGAUAUGAUGGGCUCAAUAGUCCAAACUUCAACAUUGGCCUCAAUAGUCCAAACUUUAACAUUUGCCUCAAUAAUCCAAACUUUAACAUUGGCCUCCAUAGUCCAAACUUUAACAUUGGCCUCAAUAGUCCAAACUUUAACAUUGGCCUCCAUAGUCCAAGCUUUAACAUUGCCCUCCAUAGUUCAAACUUUAACAUUGGCCUCCAUAGUCCAAACUAUAACAUUGGCCUC
Messenger RNA from Lymnaea stagnalis (great pond snail), 11852 nucleotides. NCBI's taxonomy places the organism in Eukaryota, Metazoa, Mollusca, Gastropoda, Lymnaeidae. The record is from the annotation of a GenBank genome assembly.